This is a messenger RNA of Panicum virgatum (switchgrass), 2764 nucleotides long. Its product is annotated as subtilisin-like protease SBT3. The record is from RefSeq and is a predicted model, not a curated record. Gene Ontology annotation, molecular function: serine-type endopeptidase activity. Gene Ontology annotation, biological process: proteolysis. Lineage: Eukaryota; Viridiplantae; Streptophyta; Magnoliopsida; Poales; Poaceae. The transcript has a single exon. Bases 1 to 2283 code for a protein of 760 amino acids.
AUGGCGCACGGUCCAUCGCACGCACGUCGGUCUCUACCGCUGCUACCACUUCUCAUCCACGCGUGCCUCCUCCUCCGCGCUCCGGCGGCCGUGCGCGCCGAGCGGACGGGCUACAUUGUCCACAUGGACAAGUCGGCCAUGCCGGCGCACCACGCCGACCACCGCGACUGGUACGCCGCCGCCGUCGCAUUUGUAACCGACGCUUCCGCGGACGGGCGCGCCGAGCCACAGCUCCUCUACACUUACGACGAGGCGCUCCACGGCUUCGUGGCGACCUUAUCCGCCUCCGAGCUCCGCACCCUCCGCGCCACGCCGGGCUUCGUCUCGGCGUACCCGGACCGCCGCGCCACGACGCUUCACGACACCACGCAUUCCAUGGAGUUCCUUGGUCUCAACUCCGCCAGCGGGCUGUGGCCGGCGGCCAAGUUCGGCGAGGGCGUCAUCAUCGGCAUGAUCGACACCGGGGUGUGGCCCGAGAGCGCGAGCUUCAACGACGCCGACAUGCCCCCGGUCCCGUCCCGGUGGCGCGGCACGUGCGAGCCGGGCGUCCAGUUCACGCCCUCCCUGUGCAACCGGAAGCUCAUCGGAGCGCGCUACUUCAACAAGGGCCUGGUCGCCGCGAACCCGAGCAUCAAAAUCUCCAUGAACUCGACGCGCGACAUGAACGGCCACGGCACGCACACGUCCUCCACGGCAGGAGGCAGCCCGGUGCCGUGCGCGUCCUACUUCGGGUACGGGCGCGGCACGGCGCGCGGCGUUGCCCCACGCGCCCACGUCGCCAUGUACAAGGUCAGCUGGCCCGGGGGGCGGUACGCGUCCGACGUGCUGGCCGGCAUGGACGCGGCCAUCGCGGACGGCGUCGACAUCAUCUCCAUCUCCAGCGGCUUCAACGGCGUGCCGCUGUACGAGGACCCCGUGGCGAUCGCCGCCUUCGCCGCCAUGGAGCGCGGCAUCCUCGUGUCGGCCUCUGCAGGAAAUAAUGGGCCGCGCCCCGGCACCCUGCACAACGGCAUCCCGUGGCUUCUCACCGUCGCGGCCGGCACGGUGAAUCGGAAGAUGUUUGCCGGCACGGUGUACUACGACGACAUGCGAGGUAGCAUCGGCGGCGUCACCACGUACCCGGAGAACGCUUGGAUAGUGUACACGAGGUUGGUGUACAACGACAUCGUAUCAGCGUGCGACUCAAAAGAGGCGUUGGCGAAUUCAACGACCGCUAUAGUUGUGUGCCGCAACACGGGGGAUCUGGUUGAGCAGCUGAAUACAGUCGCGGAGGCCGGGGUCGCCGGAGCCAUCUUCAUCUCAGACGAUGCCGAUUACCAUGACUCCAUGCCUCUCCCGGCUGUUAUUAUCAGCCCAGAAGACGCACCAGCGCUGCUGAGCUACAUCAACUCCAGCACGGUCCCAACGGCCGCCAUGAAGUUCCAGCAGACGAUCCUCGGCGCACGGCCGGCGCCGGUGGUCACCUCCUUCUCAUCUCGGGGACCGUCGCCGAGCUACGCCGGCGUGCUCAAACCAGACAUCCUGGCACCAGGAGACCACAUCCUCGCGUCCGUGGCGCCGGUGCGCCCGUUCGCGAUGGUAGGCCAAACACAACUGACCAGCAACUUCCUGGUCGCGUCCGGGACGUCGAUGGCUUGCCCGCACGCCAGCGGCGUCGCGGCGCUGCUGCGUGGGGUGCACCCGGACUGGAGCCCGGCCAUGAUCAAGUCGGCGAUAAUGACCACGGCGACCGCGACCGACAACACGAACAAUCCGAUCACGGCUGCUGGCGAUGGGAACGCAACCGUCGCGAGCCCCCUGGACAUGGGCUCAGGCCAUGUCGACCCCAACGCUGCCAUGGACCCGGGGCUGGUGUUCGAUGCCGGGCCGGAGGACUUCGUCGCGCUCCUCUGCGGCGCCAACUACACCACCGCCCAGAUCAUGGCGAUCACGAGGUCGUCGACGGCGUACAACUGUUCCUCCGCGUCCAGCGACGUGAACUACCCAUCCUUCGUCGCGAUCUUCGGCGCGAACGCCACCUCCGGCGACAUGCGGUUCAAAAGGACGGUGACCAACGUCGGGGCUGCCACCGCGGCGUACCGUGCGGCUUGGGUGUCGCCGAGCAACGUCGAGGUGGCUGUGUCGCCGGGGACGCUGAAGUUCAGCACGGUGGGGCAGACGGCGACGUUCGAGGUGGUUAUCAAGCUCUCGGCGCCCACCGGCGGCGAGCCUGCUUUCGGGGCCGUAGUUUGGGCCGAUGUCAGUGGCAAGUACAGGGUGAGGACUCCUUACGUGGUACUUUAGUUUUGCUGUUUUCCGAAACCCCUUUUUCCUACUCCUAUGUGCACAGCAUGGCUGCGUACGUCCAGUGUUCAUAAAAAUAUCACUCUACGAUCCUGUUGCUGGCAUUGUUCUUGGAAUCUUGCCUGUCAGCACUACUAUGAGAAACAUCUAGACUGUCUAGAGGCCAAAAGGGUUUGGUGCUACUGUCCUUGGUGAUUAAUGGCUGUCCGCAUGGCACGGGCCCGAUACCAUCGAAACAGUUGAGCAACGAGGCAGGGCAGCUUUCAGUUAGCCUGAAAGAACGGCCCAGGGACAGGUAAUUCUUCCCCUGAAUCCUGUGGCCGUUCCAAACAUAUUAUGAACAUGCAAUGUAAAGUGUCAAACGUGACAUUACAGAAGUAUCAGAUUCUAGGUAAGGUGCCUGGCAACCCUGGGGCUAUCUCUUUUCGUUCAGACCAGCAAGACUUGAAUCAGAUUCUAGGUGUCUCUGUACUUCCCUUUA